UAUGACGCUGAACAAUCACACAACAUAUUCGACUGCUUUUACGUGGCCAUCUUGCUGUAUGCAAAUCCUCAUAUCCAAGGAAAGACUCAAAACUUGGCAAACGGAAAAAAUUAUUUUGCCCCUGCAAUCAUGAAAAAGACGAUAGGCCGCUUGUGUUUGGCGCUGCUGUGGAUCCUCAUCGCCAUCAACGCGCUCUAUGCCGCGCAGGUUGACUUGCUGCAGCAGCAAGCCCAGAAUCUGACCACUCAGGCAAUAAAUUCAGACGCGCUUCUCAAACAGCUUCUAGAAAAAGUGGACAAGGUGACAGAGAAGUUGAAGGCCCUGAAUCAACAGCCGAUGGCGGCGACCAGCCCUGACGACACCAUCGACCUGACUUGCGAUUCCAAAGUUUGGCAACAGGACGAUAGGAUCGAGCAAUUGCAGCAGGAGAUGUCCACCUUGGUAAACCAGAAAAACGAUUUUUUGGCGAAAUUUUGCCAAAAGGCAGACGAAGAGAAUGAGUUGCUGAAAAGAAAAUUUGGAUAUGCAAGUCAGGAGAAGCUCGAAGCGCGCCAAGCAAGACAUUGGGAUUUCAAAAUUUCAGUCAACUGCACACUCGCAAGUCUGCAUGUUAAAAAAUUGACGCGAUUGUCUAACGGAAAAAAAUAUUUCUUCUCCAAUCCAGCAACUUAUGGAAACUGGACUUUUGCCGACGAAAAGUGCAAGGAGAUGGGCCUGCACUUGGCCACAAUCAGGAACGAAGUCGACCUGAACGCGGUUGUAUUAGAGGCAAAGAAAAAGAAGAAUGAUUUCGGUUGCUGGUGGUUGUCGGCAAAGAAUUAUGGAAAUCACAUUAGUAUAAACUUUCUCUGGCACGACGGCUCAGAGUUGGAGGACAGCAGCGCCUUGUGGAGAGAGAAUGCCAACAAAAAGGAGUGCGUCUGCUCUUUCAUCGCUGACCCUAACAAAAAACUGCAGGGUUUGCCUUGCACUUUAAAAGCAUUUUUUAUUUGCGAGCAUCCGGCCGAAUGUUCCUGCUCCAAGAAAAGUGACUAAAUAUACUGUUAUUAUACCA
This is a messenger RNA of Neocloeon triangulifer, 1054 nucleotides long. RefSeq lists its product as uncharacterized. The record is from RefSeq and is a predicted model, not a curated record. Gene Ontology annotation, cellular component: external side of plasma membrane. Gene Ontology annotation, molecular function: carbohydrate binding. Gene Ontology annotation, biological process: biological process involved in interspecies interaction between organisms. The transcript has 10 exons. Bases 130 to 1035 code for a protein of 301 amino acids. Lineage: Eukaryota; Metazoa; Arthropoda; Insecta; Ephemeroptera; Baetidae.